Toxotes jaculatrix (banded archerfish) is the source of this 2355-nucleotide messenger RNA. It is a transcript of the gene cldnd1b, whose product is annotated as claudin domain containing 1b. Lineage: Eukaryota; Metazoa; Chordata; Actinopteri; Toxotidae. The transcript is spliced from 5 exons. Bases 397 to 1149 code for a protein of 250 amino acids. Gene Ontology annotation, cellular component: membrane. The record is from RefSeq and is a predicted model, not a curated record.
GAUGAAACCCAAGACGAAGAAGAAGAAGAGAAAACAGCAAAGAAGAGGGCGGAGGCCUGCUGGAAAUUCAACUAUUCAUGCUAACGUUUGGGCGUUUUUUUUCAACGAUGAGGUAGUGGACGCCUCUGUGUGUGGGACACGGCUCAAAAUGCAGCACAGAAUUAAAAUGAUUAAAUAAAGUACAGCGCUAGGAUACUGUGACACUAUCCUACCGAUUGGCCAUAGUUAAGAGACAUGCCGUGGGGCCAAAACACCAAGUGGAAGUUUAAUUUCUAACCAUACGAUCCAGGCUGCUUCACACAGCAGGAGUGAAAGCCAAUCUGAAUUUGCAUUUUAUAUCAUCGAGCCGUUUCCUCUUGUAAAGACAAGCUCAAACGAGCUGUUUUCCUCCAGACGAUGGUAGACAAUCGCUAUGCCACAGCGCUGGUCAUCGGCUCGGUGCUUAGCCUGCUGGCCACAGUGUACCUGUCUGUGGCUGUGGGGACUCAGCAGUGGUACCAGUACAACAGCCCGCCAGUUAAACACGAGGGCAGCAACGCCACCGAGCUCAGAGAGGAGUUCAUCAAUGGAGAGUUUGAUGAGAAGAGCUACAGUGACACUAUGUUCCGGCUGAACGGCACUCUGGGACUGUGGUGGAGGUGCAUCCUGGUGCCCAGCCAGUCACACUGGUUUAAAGAGCCAGAUCCCAAGAUGGAGACCCAGUGUGUGAGCUUCACCCUUCCUCAGCAGUUUAUUCCAAAGUAUAAAUACUCUGGAAACCAAAACAGUGAAGAAGAUCUGCUGAGAACAUAUCUUUGGAGAUGCCAGUUUCUCCUGCCCUUGGUGUCUCUGGCCUUGGUGUUCCUCAGCGGCCUUGUUGGGGUCUGUGCCUGCUUGUGUCGCAGCUUCACCCCCACUUUGGUUGUGGGGGUGCUCCAUCUUCUUGCAGGUCUGUGCUCUCUGGGCAGCGUCUGCUGUUUCUUGGCCGGGGUGGACUUGCUCCACCAGUACUCCACACCCCCAGAAGGGGUGGAGGGCUCGCUUGGCUGGUCUCUCUACCUCGCCCUCAUCUCCUUCCCCUUGCAGAUGAUGGCAGCUGCUUUGUUCCUGUGGGCGGCCAGGAGUCACCGCAAGAACUACACCCGCAUGACUGCUUACAGGGUGGCAUAAAGGAGAGAGACUACUCUAACAACAGUGUACAGUACCUUAAAACAGCCUACUGGUCUGAGGACUUCAUUACAUAUCUUUUGUCUUAGGAGCAGACUGUACCUCCUCCUCUGUAACAAUAUUUUAGUUAGAAUAAACUAAUACAUGGUGUCACAGACCCAAAGGCAGGAAUAAACUAAACCAGACUGCAGCUAAUCAUCAUAAGUGCUCAUAAAUAGGACUUUAAUAUCUUUGAGUUCUGUUAUCCUUUGUUUUGUUUUGUUUUAUUUUUUUUAUUUAGUUUUUCUGCAUCUCUAAAAUAUAUCUUACCCAAAGCAUGUUCUUAAUGUAUUUUAACAUCCAGAUGUUAUUGAUCAAUUGUUAGUUCCGGUGUUAACUGUGUUGUCGUGCAGUUAUUAAUUGCCUUCUUUUCAGUUGCCAUUUCUUCUAAAGCUGCUCACCACAUUGCCCUUAAAUCAACGUGCAACGGUCACAAAUAGCACACCUGCAGUUAUCUAAGUCAGGAUAUCUUUCUCCAAUAGUGCAUGGAAAAUAUUACGCAAGAUUAUAUUUUUUACUUUUUGUUCUUUUGUUUUUGCAUAAUCUUAAAUAUCGAGCCUUUGCUGUGCAUGCCUUUUAAGAUGACAUUUCCAUCAUCUGUGGUAAUUGUUGAUUUCUGUCUGUGGUAUGUGUUGACUAAAUGUCACUAAAUGUCACUUACUAAAAAUGUAACCACUCAUCUUCCAUUGUCGACCUCGUUUAUAGAUCUAAUAUUUAUUAAUGCCGUUAAUUUGAAUGUUAUAAAGCCUGAAUUGAUUUGAUGCCACUCAAGCAAAACCUCGAGCUCUCUUCUGAUGUUUGAACCCCAAACUAUACUAUACAUUUUUGCACCAGUUGAACCAAACAUCACCAGAGUCAAAGAGACUUUGAAUAUCAUUUAAAUUUGCAAAGUCUUUAUUUGCAAUUUAAGAUACUCCUGAAUCUACAUCUUGAUACUCAUCUAUCUGGAAAGUGAAUGAAUUUACUAUUUUUUUUCUGUGUGUGUGUGUGUGUCAGUCAAAUUCCAAAGUUAGUCAUUGCACCAGCAACAGAACACAAGUUGUGAUGUUUUUGUAUCACAAUGUUUUGUUACACGUCUGGUGUGGAAACACUCUGGCUUUUGUAAAUGUUUUUAUGUCUUCUGAAGCACACUGCAUUUGUUUCUGUAUUAAUAAAUUGGACAUUUGCUGA